Molecule: messenger RNA, 1606 nt
Organism: Cyprinodon tularosa
Lineage: Eukaryota; Metazoa; Chordata; Actinopteri; Cyprinodontiformes; Cyprinodontidae
Gene: nudt19
Product: nudix (nucleoside diphosphate linked moiety X)-type motif 19
Exons: 3
Coding region: 114-1289 (391 amino acids)
Cellular component (GO): mitochondrion
Molecular function (GO): hydrolase activity, acting on acid anhydrides, in phosphorus-containing anhydrides
Source: RefSeq, a predicted model, not a curated record
CAUAACUCUUCAAACGUCACUUCCUCCAAAACAAAUCAGAAGCAGCUGACUGUUGUUUCAAACUUUCACAAACCGCAAACCUUUUAAGUGUUAACCCCCCUGAUAGUUUGAAGAUGAACACCUCUCUGAAGCAGUGGAAGGAGGCGGCCACUCUCAUCCUAACCGCGGGACGCAGGCUCGGUUCGGACACUUUGUCACCAAGGACACCGCUGGACGGCAGCGGCUCCACGUCCCGCUGCUCCCGCUUCGAUUACGACGUGUUGUUACUUAAACGUAGCGCUCAAAGCACAUUCAUGCCUAACGCCUAUGUUUUUCCCGGCGGUAAGCUGGAUUCCUCUGACUUUUCAAGCGAUUGGUUGGACGUCUUUAAAUCCUUUCUUAAUUCCCCUGGUUUUGGUUUGAGGAGCGUUAAGCAGCCAGCGGAGAGCAGACCCCCGAUAUUUGCCACCAACCGAUUAAAACUCGGCUCUCCCAUCCCUGGAGAGGUCGCUCUGCGAAUCUGCGCUGUAAGGGAGACUUUUGAGGAAUCAGGGGUGUUGCUUGUUGUGCCUAAAACAGAAGAGAAGCGCCUCAUUGAAAGCUUCCAGGACACAUUUUGCAGUCAGCAUCACAGAGCCCAUGAACUGGAUGGUGAUGAGCUCUCAAAGUGGAGAGCUCUGGUGAACAGGAACCCCUCUAACUUCAUCAGGAUGUGUCAGGAGUUGGAGGUGCUGCCCAACAUCUGGGCUCUGCAUGAGUGGGCGAACUGGCUGACCCCCAGCAACAGAUAUGGGAAGAGGAGGUUUGACACAGCCUUCUUCAUGUGCUGCUUGCAGGAGAUCCCCAGAACUCUGGAAGAUGAGAGGGAAAUUGAACGCUUUCAGUGGUCGUCACCUUCGGAGAUCCUGCGGAGCUACCAGGCGCGGCAGCUUUGGAUCGCUCCUCCACAGUUCUACGAGCUUAGCCGCAUCUGCCGCUUCCCACUGCUGAAAGAGCUCCACAGCUUCGCCUACCAGCGGGCCACGGAAGGCUGCGAUCAGUGGAUGCCUGUGGUUGUCCUGCAGGAUCAGCAGCAUAUUUCACUUCUGCCAGGAGACAAACUUUAUCCAGUGGACUCUUCCAAGCAGGCAGUCGGUGAUUUCCCCAAAGACUCUCAGAUGGACGAUUCACCUGAUGAUUCGAAGCUGCACCGUAUACUGAUCUCAGAUCCUUACACUGCAACUCUACAGAUCACUGUCAAACCCAAGUAUAACCAUCUGCACCCUGCUGUGGAGCAAACCUUCCCACAGAACUCAAAAAGUCAGCUUUAAUAAUAACUUAGAGAUUUUCUCCGCUCUAGUGAAAAAGGGAGAUUAUUGUGAACUUUAGUGAUAGGAUAUUUACAGGUGACUUUUAAUAAAUUAUUACUGCAUUUUCUUACUGUUGGUGUCUGGAUCAUCUUGAAGGCAUCUCUUGGUAUAAAGCUCUCCAUCUUCUUCAGAUGCAGUCAAUUGAAUUAUUUGAAAAACUGUUGUUGCUAAUCAGCCAAGUUCAGACAGGAGCUGUAUUUGAUCUUUGAAUUUUAUCCAGAGAAAAAUUUCCAAAGAACAAUGAACGAAAUUAAUAAAAUAUUUAAACUCUCAGCUGA